Messenger RNA from Magallana angulata, 4624 nucleotides. Its product is annotated as G-protein coupled receptor GRL101-like. Gene Ontology annotation, cellular component: membrane. Gene Ontology annotation, biological process: G protein-coupled receptor signaling pathway. NCBI's taxonomy places the organism in Eukaryota, Metazoa, Mollusca, Bivalvia, Ostreida, Ostreidae. The record is from RefSeq and is a predicted model, not a curated record. The transcript is spliced from 26 exons. The coding region runs from base 266 to 3661 and encodes 1131 amino acids. Gene Ontology annotation, molecular function: protein binding; G protein-coupled receptor activity.
UGUCAAUCAUCGCACUGGGUCCGUACCUCUGCGCGUCAUCGAUAUCAGAGCUCUGCCAUCGACGCACGGUCUUAACCACCAACACCAAGCAGCUUAGCAAAAGCUACACUUUCAUCUGAAGUGUGCUCACUAAACUUAACAUAUUCAAUAUUUAUCUUUUGAAAUGAGGAUGUGAAUUGACUUAUCCCGUAAUACAAUUUUAACGUUUGUAUUUUGGAAGUAAGCAUCUUGGUAACGAGAAAGAGAAAUCCUUUUACACAAUGUAAUGGCGUAUGCUGCUAAGAGUCCUGACUGGACCAAUAUGAGGACUGUCCAGUUAUUCUUUGUCUGUGUGAUUUUGACCGGAAGUGUGGCAGUAGACCCACUGCUGGUGCAACAAAAAACCCCACCCACUCUGAAUGACUGCACAGGACCGGAUGUUUUCAUGUGUGACCAGAAAGACUGCAUUCCUAACCAACUCAAGUGUAACGGGGUCAACGAUUGCACGAACGGCCUUGACGAGGAUAUAGCUACCUGUGGCUGUCUAAGCACGGAGUUCCAGUGUAACAGUACGACCUGUAUCGACCUGAUCCGACGCUGUGACAGGACCGAGGACUGCAGUGACGGUCUGGACGAGAAGGACUGUAUUACCUACGCCUGUCCUCCUACUCACGGGAAAUGUAAGAAUCACUACUGUGUACCACGUGACAACUUCUGUGACAUCGAGGACAACUGUGGAGACAACAGCGACGAAGUCAAUUGUGCUUACCCAGAAUGCUAUGCCACUCAGUUUGAAUGUCGGAACAAACAGUGCGUGAACCUUGAUCUUCUGUGUGACGGGUUCAAGGACUGCUUCGACGGAAGUGACGAGGAAAACUGCGAUCGGUACCACCGCUGCGGCUCCGGUUUCUAUAGAUACCAGAGCAGCGUAUGUGACGGGUUCCAGGAUUGUGCCGACCAAUCAGAUGAGUCCAAUUGCACAGAAUCGUGCGAUGAUGGCUUCCGGUGCAGAAAUGGGCGUUGUCUGGGAAAAGCCAAUCACUGCGAUUGGUUCUGCGACUGUGGAGAAAGCUGUGAAGACGAGAUGGACUGUGGGGCGUCGGUGUGCCGCUUGGGGGAGUCGUUCCCGUGUAAGUUACUAUACGAGCUGAGGGUGGAACGGUGUAUUGACAAUCAGUACCUGUGUGACGGCCACAAUGACUGCUACAACAACGAGAGGGGCUCCGACGAAAUGUUUUGCCUGAACAAGCUUCAACAGGGCUAUAACGCUACUAACCUUGAUUGUCGAGAUUUCGGUCGGGAUUACUUUCCUUGUCCAGAGGGGCGCUGCAUUCCCCGGAAGUCGCUGUGCGAUUACUUCAUUGAUUGUCAAAAUGGCGAAGACGAGGACACAAAAUUGUGUGAGAAGUUUUUCCGACGAUGCACAGAGGCGGAGUUCCGGUGCAAGAACAGCCAAUGUGUGAACGCGUCUCUCCGCUGUGACGGACGGGCGGACUGUUUUGACGGCUCAGAUGAGGAGGAAUGUGAUAAAAUAAGUUGUCCCCCUGGCUACAGACGCUGUAAAAGUGGGCCAUGUAUACCGGAAGUCCAAUGGUGUGAUUACUUCCGGGACUGUCCGGAUGUUUCUGAUGAAACAGACUGUGUUCGCCAGGCCUGCAAUCACAACGAGUUUACGUGCAACAAUGGGCAGUGUAUCGAUUCCAAGUUUGUGUGCUACAAGCCGGCCGACCGACGGAAAGGUUGUGCUGACGAGUCCAACCUUUAUCUCAACCAAUGUAAGAAAUCGAACUGUUCUUCCGGUCAAUUUAAGUGCCGGAACUCCUACUGUAUCGACGAGGCGGUCGUGUGUGACCACACUAUCGACUGCCCCCUCAAUUCCUACUGGGACGAGCUAGGCUGUCCUGCACCCUGUCCUUACCUGUCCAGGGAGUGCGUGUGUCGCACGGACGAGAUCGACUGUCGGGGGAAGGGACUCAAACAACUUCCGGCGGAUCUACCCCAAGAGCACAACGUGGCAAAAUUUUUCUUGAGUGAUAAUUUCCUAAACAACUCUUUGGAUAACACUUCCUUCCUGAUUUACUCCAAAGUUGUAUACCUCGAUCUGGGCAACAACUCUUUGAAGCAGAUUCCCGUGGGAAUGUUCCGGAACUUGUUUCGACUCGUGUCUUUAAACUUGGAGAACAAUAAGCUCAGUGAACUUGAAGAAGGGUCCUUCGUCGGCCUGUAUAAUCUGAGAAGCUUAUAUCUGCGGGGCAAUCAGAUCCAGGAAAUAUUCCCGUACGCCUUGACGGGACUCUCCAAACUGUUGACUCUGGACCUGAGUGGACAACAACUACGCUCGCUGUACAAGCUUGGAUUUGUGGGGCUUAGGAGCGUGUCGCGACUCGAUCUGUCCGGGAAUCGGAUUGAGUACGUGUAUGGCGGGUCAUUUAGCGGCCUAGACAGUCUUCUGACCCUGGACCUCUCGGACAACCGUAUCUCCUUCAUAGACGGCAAUGCCUUCAGCGGACUGGCCAAGUUAUCCCGACUCGAGGUUGAUGAGUUCCGGUUCUGCUGUCUAGCCCGGGACGUCCAGCAGUGUCUCCCGGAACCGGAUGAGUUCUCCUCGUGCGAGGACCUGAUGUCUAACUAUCUCCUCCGCAUCACCAUCUGGAUCCUGGGAACAGUGGCGUUCUUUGGGAACCUGCUGGUCUUUAUCUGGAGAGUGAGGGAUGACAGAAAUGGAAAGGUGCACUCCUUCCUGAUCACUAACCUAGCGGUGGGCGACUUCUUUAUGGGCGUGUACCUGCUGAUCAUCGCUGUGGUGGAUAGCUAUUACAGGGGGGAGUACAUCAUAUUCGACAGGUCGUGGCGGGAGAGUGAGUUGUGUAAGUUCGCGGGUUUUAUCUCCACGUUUUCCAGUGAGCUGUCCGUCUUCACGCUCACCGUUAUCACCUUGGAUCGCUUGAUCUGCAUUAUAUUUCCAUUAAAACUGAAACGCCUGGGGAUUAAACAGGCGUCUGUUGUGAUGCCGUGUAUUUGGAUUGUAGUGAUUGUUCUUUCCGGGAUUCCGUUGUUUGGUUUGGAUUAUUUUGACAAUUUCUAUGGAAGAUCCGGUGUCUGCCUGGCGUUCCAUAUAACGCCGGAUAAGCCAAAAGGCUGGGAAUACUCUGUGUUCGUGUUCCUCGUGUUGAACUUUUUAUCUUUUUUAGUUAUCUUUAUUUCGUACUUAUGGAUGUUUCUAGUAGCCAAACAAACUACCACAGCUGUCAGGAAAUCCAAAGCCAAGUCCGAUAACUCGAUGGCCAAAAGAAUGACACUAAUCGUCAUGUCGGACUUUUUCUGUUGGGUUCCCAUUAUCCUCCUCGGGUUCGCGUCCCUUGGCGGGGCAACCGUUCCACCACAGGUGUACGCGUGGGUGGCAGUUUUUGUUCUGCCUCUGAACUCCGCCAUGAAUCCAGUGCUCUACACAAUAUCCACAGCCCCUUUCAUGAGAAAUAUUAGGAAAAGAGCCUCGCGCUUUCGGAAAUCCUUUACAGGGUCAUCAAGAAAUAAUGAUACCAAGAAUUCGUUCAUAGAGAAUUCCUCUCAGAUCUGGAAUCGUAAUUCCAUGUACCGACAGCUGGAGCUGACGCGGCUGCGCGGGCUGAAGAAGACGUACACCAAUCACCACGACAAAGCCACGUCACGCCUCGCUUCCUAAAUCGCUCUCCUGUUUUAGGAGGCAAAAAUCUCACGCAACAUUUAAAAUCGUGGCGAUACUCAAAAAAGACCUAACAUUUGUUGAUUGUAUAAGCUGAAUUCAUAACAAAGUCAGUGGUUCAUAUUGAUUCGUGUAAGAUCUGCUCUACUCUUUUGUCGCUGAUACCAGUGGCUUUGUUUUAGACCAUCACACCCUUUAUAACAACAGAUGUGUGCCCGGCACGCUGAAUAUUCCUUAACCAUAGUCAAUAUAUUUGUUGCAAAUGGCACUGGAGGUCUAAGCUUCUCUUAUACAUAUCUAACUGGACAUACAACAAACGUGAUUUGACGUCAACAUAACGGGAGAUAUAUUAGUACAACUAAACUUGUAAGUUUAGUCAACAAUAAACGUUCGAAAGACCAUCAUCAAACAUUUUACGCAUGCGCUGUGACAACCAUACAGUGAGUUGAACAAGCAAGUCGUACGUAAUCUGUAAUAAAUGUGACUGAUGCUUGGAGGGUGUGUGUCCGCCGUCUUUUUGUAUCUGAUGACUGGUACAUUAUUCAUCAGUACAUAGGUACUUGUGUGGAGUUUCUACCUGUGUUAUAAUGAUUUAGUUUACUCCAUUCACUAUAAUGUGGAGUACUAACUUGUACGUGUUACACUUACAAUGAAUAUGGCUUUCAGUUAUUACGCUUUGUUGAAUGUUGCUCAAAAUUGUAAAUUAUUCUGAGACUUCUAUACUUUACAUUAAGAGAACAAACUAGAUAUUCAGUAACUUAAAAUUAUAUUUGCAAAAAUCAUAACAUUUUCCUACCACCUUCAAAAUGUAAAAAGGUGGCGGAAUGUACAUUCAGAAUAAGGUUGGAAUGAUGUAUGUGAGAUGUGAUGAAUAAAUUCUGACAUUUUGUAUUUUGUGCCCAUCUGUUAAUUGAUGGUAAUAAAAGUAACAUGUACUCAAUUAAUUAAAAAACUGAAAAAUGA